Trichobilharzia szidati is the source of this 2950-nucleotide messenger RNA. NCBI's taxonomy places the organism in Eukaryota, Metazoa, Platyhelminthes, Trematoda, Strigeidida, Schistosomatidae. The record is from the annotation of a GenBank genome assembly.
UUAAGAAAUAAAUAAACAUGGUAGAAAUAUUAACACAUCACACAGUCUAAACUAAUCAUAGUACUAUUUACACCUAAGGAUGCAUUGAUUACACGUACAUUGGGAAUAAAUGAUUUACACUGCUUCACAUUCAAAAGGAAUGAUGAUAUAAUGUAUUGGAUAUUAAUUAUUUAAAUUACUUUAUGAUAUUUCAGUUGUGUACGAAUGCAGUUCAAGAAAAUGAGUAUACGUCUCUAACAAAAAGAAUCAUAACUUUUAAGAAUGAUGGAUUUAAACAAAUUUAUUCUGAUUUUACUUGUAUCAUUUUGCAGUUUCAGCUUCAGUGUUCAAUGUAAUUUGUAUUCUGCCCGUUCGCGACGGGUUUUACCAGCUGAUUCAUAUACAAUAUUAGGACAAGCUGGUUUUCGACGCUUAGGUCAGUGUAAUAUCACUUACGCGUGGUUGAUGUCUCCACCAACAUCUAGUUUAGAUGCUUACGGACAUGCUUCAGCGUGUACAAGACUACAACUGUUAGACGGUCAAAUAAUACCCACUUCUUCUUAUGACUAUCCCGACGAUUAUUCUACUAAGAGUGAUAAAGAAGUGAACCAGGCUGAAAAAGAAUUGAAGCAUAUCAAUAAAGAAUGGUCAGCGUCUUUAGUUGACUUAGAACGUCUUGAUGUAUUGAUACGUGCAGAGGUUAUCGGUAUUGGUCAACCGAAACAAUUGGCUAGUGAUGCACGUUAUUUUUUUCUUGCUGAUCGUGUCGGUGAUUUAAAUUUAAUGGCCGUUCUACGUCCAGAUAAACAAUUAAAGCUUGAAUUAAUCAACCCAUUGGCUUCGGAACACUUAGUUUUAACGCCACAACAUGUACUUUGUCUACGUAAACAGUGCCCUGUAAAUACCCAUGAAACGAAUUCGAGUAUACCAAAGCAAGAAAACACUAGCACAAUUUCUGGGACAGCAGCGACUGCAGCUGCAUUGACUAAAGCGGAACGUCAGAAUCGUGAGCUUUAUAUGCAAUUGGUUAUCUCACGUGUUGUAUGCGCUUUAAUAAGCUUCAUGUGUGUUGUAUUUGCUUUAACAUCACUAACUCUUUGCAUUCGACUUAGAAGAAGUCCUCAUUAUUGUAAAAAGCGAAUGGUACGAUCAUCUCAAGCAAGUAUUUGUAAGGAGCCACACCCAUCACCAUCAUUCUGUCAAAUGAAUGGCAAAGUAAGUAUGGGACAGGUAUCACCAUUGUUCAUUACUGAUCAAUCGCCUAGGCAUUUUGGAAUGACUCAUCUGCAGAGUGAAACAGCCAGUAUGAAUAAUAUUGUAAUGACAGGGAGUAACAUGAGUGCAUGUGAAGGGCAAACUGGUCUACAAAAUAUUCCAAUUUCAUAUUCAGCUCUAGGUCCACAAUAUGCACAAAUAUCAGGUUACCCAAUAUCUGGUGGACCUAUAGCGUCAUAUAAUGAUACAUCUGGAUUGAUUACAAUUUAUCCAGUACCAUCGCGAGGCUCUAUCAGCUCAACACAUCAUGGAUUAUUAUUACAAUGUCAAAACGGUUCUACUAGUCCAGCGCCAUCCACUCAUUCUGAAGAUAAAAAUGGCAUGUCACGUACAGGCUCCUUAGGAAGAUACUCACGUAACAGCGUCUGUUAUGGUGAUGCGACACGUAGAAAAAUUAUGUAUCAAAUGAGAAAAUCACAUCAGAAUCCGAUGCAUUCAGUUCGACAACAGAAUGAUGUUUCUACUCCCCUUCCGAAUAAUCGACCACUUCCUAUGUCUCAGCAACAAAUCCAAUCAUUAAAACUUGAUAAUAAUAAUUCUACUAAACCAGAGGAUUUAAUCACUUUCCAACAGACACCUAAUUUCACAACAGCAGUACAUCGCUUUCCUUCUGAAGUACAAUUUAAUGGAGUGAAAAAUAUACCAUCAAUUGAUAUUGAAGAAGACAAUUCAGAUGUAUUAAAGUCCAGUGCUUUCAAUCAUGUCGGUGAAUCAUGUGUUGGUGUAAUACGUAAACCUGCUCACGUAAAUUGAGUCUAAUUGACACACUGUCACACACACAAAUAUACAUAAACAUUUAUGGAGCAUCGUCACUUAGUAAAGCAACUAAGUCUAAGUGCCUUUACUUAUUUACUAGUGUGAAAUUACUCACAAGUUUCCAAUUUUUACAUAAAGCACUCUUUAAAUUCUUUAGUCAAACAAUGAGAAUGAAUCUGAAUUCAGCUGAACCACCGAACAAUUACAUAUGUGGUUUUUCAACCAAAAUGAAGCCUCAAGGUUUAUUGUAUACAUAAUGUUUUCAUACUAGUAAAUGAUUUAAACGUGGAUAUAUCUGUUAAUGUAAGACGACAUAGUCAGCUGCAUAAAACAGUUAUAAAUGUAUCCAUGCUUGUAUAAUUCUGAGUACAUUGACAAAGUCAUUAAUUCACUUAUUUCAGUUGCUGUCAGCUUGAACAAAAUCCAGACCGGUUUUAAGUGAGUUAACUGAUGUUAAUAAUCUUUAAAAAUUGCAUUUCUCCCUCUCUCUCUCUCCCUUCUUUUCUGUUUUGUUUUAUUACGCAAAUGUUUUUAUAAUGCGCUAAACUAUUCUCAUGCUGCUAUUAUUAUUAUCCUCUUUGUAAUUUGAAGAUUUCUUUCGAUCAGUCUAAUGAUCACAUUUCAAAAUACUAAUGAACAUGAUUUUCUUUAUCAGAGAGAGGGGAAGAGAGAUAUUUCAUUAUCAUCUUCGCAUUUUCACUUCCUUUGAUCUUCUCUUCUUGUUGUAAACACGUAUCACUUGUCAUGAUGUAAUAAAGAUUUUAACCAUUAUUGUUUACUAGUAAGACAAAGAAUAUUUAAAGACUGAAGGACUACUUGAAGAGAGAGCUGAGGCAGUGGAUAGCUAUCAAGAUAGUGAUCAAUGCAUAAGGGGUUGUUCGUCGAAUGAAGUGGUGAACCGCCUAAUAUUCCUUUGUAAUUUACAGGAUGUCAAUAGAAG